AGCACGAGAGCAUCGCAACUACGGAAUACACUAUCGACACUCCAUCGGUGCACUACAAAAUUCCUCCCCCCUCCCGUCAUCUCUCCAACGCUGCCCCCCCUUUCCCCCCCCACACAACCCUCGCAGUGUUGGGUAACCCAUCGCCUGUCACACACGACUGGCAUGGGUCUCGUUGUCGACUUUGGGAAUUACAUCCUAGCUGCUGUUGUCCUUGCCGUCCUUAUCCGCCUUGUUUCUGGGUCGAGGAAACCCAUCAAGCGGAAUGGGGAGCGUUUAAAAAAUCCCCCGAACACGCUGCCCCUGGUCGGCAAUGGCCUCAAGUUUCUGCAGUCUCGCUGGACGCUGCUCGGCUGGUUCGACCAAUGCCAGCGCCAGUUCGGAUAUGAAACAGUCGCACUGAGCGUGCCUACCCUCCCCCCCGGCGUGCUCAUACACAGCCCGCGGAACCUCGAGUUCGUCUUCAAGAACGAAGGCCUCUUCACCAAGGGCGAGUUCGUCAAAAAACGCUCAUGGGAUUUGUUUGGAAACGGCAUCAUCAACGCCGACGGAGACCUCUGGAAGCGGCAACGCAAGGCCGGCUCGGUUUUCCUCAACACUGCGAAUCUCCGCGUGCUCACCGAGGUGGCACUCCCCCAGUACUUAGCUGAGAGCGUCCGCGACCUGCAAUCCAGCAUUGGCAAGGGGCCCGUGGACCUACAGCAUGUCUUUCACGAGAUUACGACAAAGCUCAUGGCCAAGAUGGCCUACAAUAUGGAGAUGCACGCCGACGACGAUUUCUCCCAGUCGUUCGACUUCGCGUCCGGCGCCACUGCCGAACGGUUUCAGAACCCGCUGUGGGCCAUCACCGAGCUGUUUACUGGCUCUAAAUUCCGCAAGUCGAUAGCAGUAGUCAAGGACUUUGGCAGGCGUAUCGUGGCCAGCGCCGUCCAUGACCGGAGCCGGCAAAAAGCUGGAGUGGAAUCCCCGGGUUCGCCCGACGACGACGACAGCAAACUGGAUCAAAUCUCCGGAACCCUCAUCCAAUCCCUCCUCGACGCAAUCGGCAACGAAGACACGGUCGCCGACGCCGCCCUUACCUACCUCUCCGCGGGCCGCGACACCACCGGCCAAGCGCUCACCUGGACCUUCUACUUGCUGCUGCAGCACCCCUCCGCCGUGUCCGAGAUCCGCCGCGAGGUGCAGCAGCUGCUCGCCCAGCAGCAGCCGCCACAAGACGACGCCGACCCCGAGCACGCAACCCCCAACCCGACCCUCUUCACCCCGCUCUCCGUCCCCUACACCAUGGCCGUCUUCCACGAGACCCUGCGCCUGUACCCGCCCAUCCCGUUCGAGAUCCGCCAGUGCCAGGCCGACACCACCCUGCCCGACGGCACCUUCCUGCCGCGGCACGCCGUGCUGGUGUGGUGCCUGUGGGCGAUGCACCGGUCGCGGCUGACGUGGGGCGCCGACGCCGACGCGUUCCGCCCGGAGCGCUUCCUGGAGAAGCAGCAGCAGCACGGCGGAGGCGAGGGCGACUGGGGCGCCGGGGCCAAGCCCCGGUUCGUGCUGGGCAAGUCCGUCAGCGAGUUCCCCGUUUUCUACGGCGGCGCGCGCGCGUGUCUGGGCAGGAAGAUGGCCGAGCUGAUCGCCGCGCAGGUGAUCCCCGUGAUGGUGUGGCUGUUCGAGUUCGAGCCCGCGUUUGAGGGCGAGAGGGUCAGCAAGACGAGCUUGACGCUGCCGAUGGAAGGGGGGCUGCCCGUGAGGGUACGACGGCGGGUUGGCGACGUGAGGAGUAAUUAGGAUACUUGGAGAAGUGGCGGGGGCCAACAGAACGAGAGCCACGGAGUCUAGUGCUUAUGGGCUUAUGGCUUAAUUAUGAUAAGUGGUUCGCGGAGUCUCCCUGUCAUAAACAUGGGAUUGUCAGCACACCUGAGAAAUCUCAAAUCGUUGCUGCAAUCAUAGAAUUAGGAGAGAGUGUCACGAAAGUCUAAUUUUGCGAGGCCUCUGAACUCGGCUUCAUCAUAUGUGAUAUCGGAGGAACCCCAAAACAGACCGAGUAGUUGACGGUAGGCAGCGUCAAUCCGUGUGGUGGCCCAGCAGUGGUGACCAGACUGGCACAAGAUUCGGACGGCUUAUGAAGCCACUAAGUCAAUGGGUGCUUAGAUGACUUGGAUCUCUUGGAUCUACUUGGCCUAGAUGGAAGGCGUGCUGUUGGUGAGUGUACAGCAAGCACACCAAUUCCGGCGUAUGUUAGGCUGUCUUGCGGUGUGCCCCUGAGUUGAGACUGAAGAAGGGUUGCUUAGGAUUCAUCAGCAGUCCUACAUGCAGUGCUUCAGCAUCGGUUAGUGAGAAAUAGCAAGAUCGAAUCGUCCGGUUUGCGGAACGCUAGCAAGUUGCCCUGGCGGGAUGUUUGAUUUUAUUGCCGCUGGUGUUUUACAUUAGCACUUAGCAUGUAUACCUAUGUAUUUGGGCCUUCUCAUACUCAUACUUUUCUCGGUUGCGCCACCCACUUGUGCCUGUUUUUGUGAGGGCUAACUA
Thermothielavioides terrestris NRRL 8126 is the source of this 2517-nucleotide messenger RNA. RefSeq lists its product as uncharacterized. The record is from RefSeq and is a predicted model, not a curated record. The coding region runs from base 163 to 1779 and encodes 538 amino acids. Gene Ontology annotation, molecular function: iron ion binding; oxidoreductase activity, acting on paired donors, with incorporation or reduction of molecular oxygen; heme binding. NCBI's taxonomy places the organism in Eukaryota, Fungi, Ascomycota, Sordariomycetes, Sordariales, Chaetomiaceae. The transcript is spliced from 4 exons.